AUGCACCUCUCAUGGACUCUGAUGACCCUCUUUGUGCUCGGGAACCAUCAAUCGAUCGGUUAUUUUAACAAAAGUGCCCUCAAGUGUCCUCAAAAUACGCAAAAACUUCUGUCUCUUCUCAAUCUUCUCUGCAACUCUACGCAGGUCACCACAACUACGCGAGAUGCCUGUUAUGGAUGCUUCUUUCGUGCAGGAUCAGUUGCUCCAGGCGAAGCACAGGUGGCUUUACUUAGUCAGUGUGCAACGAUGUACCUCGUCAACACUACAUACGCCCCUUGUAUUGGAACGCUACAGCCCGGCCAGUCUCCGACACUCUGCUUUUCGGGUCACUGUGCCUUCGUGCAGUGCGUGAGACGAAUGAAUAGUGUCAGACUGAUGGAUGAAUGUAUGACCCAGGCCCUAGCAGUUAACCCCACCUUCGCCCUAAGCCAAGCAGGUCGUGUAGCACUUCUCGGGAAUGCAACAGGAUGCAUUUUAGCACGAACUCGAUGUUCCCAAUUCAAUCCGAUUACCGGUGAAUAUCAAGCAGUCGGAUUGGCCGCCACUGCGCUUCAAAUCGCAUCGAAUGGAGACCUUAGGGUAGUUGCAUUUCCGUCCAAUUUAGUCACGGCAGAGAUUUUCUGUUCACGGACAACACUCGAUCAAGCUGCCUACCAGGGGGCCUUGUGCUAGGGGUAAUCAAAUACAGUAGAAUCUCUUAAAAAUC
Messenger RNA from Phlebotomus papatasi, 706 nucleotides. RefSeq lists its product as uncharacterized. The record is from RefSeq and is a predicted model, not a curated record. The transcript is spliced from 2 exons. Lineage: Eukaryota; Metazoa; Arthropoda; Insecta; Diptera; Psychodidae. Bases 1 to 672 code for a protein of 223 amino acids.